CACACAGUCAUAUUCACCCAGUUGCUCUGAGUCUCACUGUCUCUUAUAUCUCUCUCCCGUGCACACUGAAAUACUCUUGCACACAUGCGGGGAGACACACACACACACACACACACACACACACUCGACUCUAAGGGCAAAAAAGUCAAUAUUUGACUAGAGCGGACUGUACGGGAAGGAAGAAACAAAAAGAUAGAAAAGAAAAACUGAAAGUCUUUUCUUUUUGGAACUUUGAACUUGGACACGAGGAUUUGGAGACGCUUUUUUCUGUCUACAGGUGGAUAUAACUUUUUCUAAACUCUUGGGUCAAGCAGAGCAACAAGGAAUUCGUUUUUUUCUUAUUUAUUGUUGGACUUUUGGACUUGGACUGGGCGAGAGCGCACUAAGAGGAAGGAGAUGGGGAGAUGGACGUUACAUCUCUCAGUGGGGCUCGGGCUUCUAGCUGUCCUGUUGACCUGUCAUUAUGCUGAAGCAAACUACUGCUUCGAGGCCAGGGCCAAGACCUGCUCAGAAUGCUUGCAGGCUGGGACAGACUGUGCCUACUGCCCUAUAGAGACCUUUAAUGGCCCUCGCUGUGACCUGUUGAAGAAUAUGAUCAGCCAUGGCUGUAGCCGCGCGGCUUUACUCACGGCUAAAAGCAGCAUGAAGAUAGAAAAAAAACAACAAAUCAACAUGAGGCUUCAGCAGUCUCAAGUGUACCCACAGCUGAUGAGCAUGAGCUUUCUGCCAGGAGAGGAGAAGGAGGUGAAUUUGGAGGUGUUCACUCCAGACAAAGGCCCUCUGGACCUUUAUAUUCUUAUGGACUUCUCCAACUCCAUGAAGGAUGAUUUGAAAAAUUUGAAGAGAAUGGGCAAAGAGCUGGCUGCAUUGGUGCAGACGCUGUCAGAUGACUACACUAUUGGAUUCGGAAAGUUUGUGGAUAAAGUGAUCGAGCCCCAGACGGACAUGAGACCUGAUAAAUUAAAACAGCCGUGGACCGACAGCGACCCUCCAUUCUCUUUCCAAAACGUCAUCAAGCUGACCCCCCACUUGGAGAUCUUUAACAACAAACUCCAGAGAGAAAACAUAUCUGGCAACCUGGAUGCUCCUGAAGGAGGUUUUGACGCCAUAUUGCAGGCUGCAGUUUGUCAGGAACGGAUUGGCUGGCGUAACCUCAGCACGCAUCUCCUGGUCUUCUCCACCGAGUCAGCCUUCCACUACGAAACUGACGGUGCUAACGUGCUGUCAGGCAUCCUGAAACGCAACGAUGAGCUCUGCCACCUGGACAAGAAUGACAAAUACACAGAGGACAUACACCAGGAUUACCCUUCAAUACCGACACUGAUCCGUGUGCUGGGCAAACACAACAUCAUCCCCAUCUUUGCUGUCACCAACCACUCCUACACGUACUACAAGAAACUGCAGGAGUAUUUUCCCAUUGCUGAGGUCGGUCGGCUGCAAGAAGACUCGUCCAAUAUCCUGCAAGUCAUGGAGACUGCCUUUAAGAAUAUCCGUUCAAAGAUGAGCAUCCGCACAGUCGACAAACCCAAGGCUUUCGCAACAAAGUUUUUGACCACCAGUGGAAGCAUUGCACAAUAUGGGGCCUUUGAUUUCCAGCCUGGAGCAAUAGGCAAGUUCAAGAUGCGGCUCAAAGCAGAGCGAAUGAUCGGGGACCAACCUGUCUGUGACGUGGCUAUGAAGGACAAAGAGGGGAUAAUGAAAGUCAAACCUACAACCUUUAAUGCUGCCGUAGACAUCAAGGCCUCGGUUCUGUGUCCAAUCUGCGAUUGCGAGAAGAACGCCAUCAUCGGUUCACCCAAGUGUCAUGGCAAUGGGAACCUGGUGUGUGGGAAGUGUCAAUGCUAUGAUGGCUGGGUGAGUACGUACUGUAACUGCUCAGUGGGUGCUUCAGCUCAGGACAACAGUCAGUGCAUCGGCCCCGGCAUGACAGAACCUUGUUCAGGCCGUGGCGACUGCCUGGAGUGUGGAACCUGUGUGUGCUACAACCCUGAUCAGUUUGAAGGACCUUACUGUCAGUACGACAAGACUCAGUGUCAAAGAUACGGAGGCUUCCUCUGCAACGACCAUGGCUCUUGCGUUAUGGGUCGGUGCUCAUGCUCUGAGGGCUGGGAGGGCAAUGCCUGCGAAUGUCCCAAGAGCAACCUGACCUGUCGUGACACCAAGGGCGGUGUCUGCAAUGGGAGAGGUCUAUGUGUGUGUGGCCGCUGUCAGUGUCCCGACACUGGUAUCGAAAUGACUUCAACUUGUGAGCCAAAUUUUCAGGCCCAGUUGGGUGUGUGCGAGGCUACGAGGAGUUGCGCCCAGUGUUGGGCCUGGAAGACAGGAGAGAAGAAAGAGCCAGAGGAGUGCGCCAAGUGUCGCUUCAAAUUCAAAUUUGUGGAUGAACUCAAAGAAUCAAACAAGGUGCUUGAUUCGUGCUCAUACCGUGAUGAGGAGGACGACUGUACUUACAAAUACACUGUCGAAAACCCUACAGAUCCCACAGUUAAAGACUUAGUGAUCGAGGUGCUCGAAAAGAAAGAUUGUCCCCCUGCCAGCCUCCUGUGGUUGCUCCCGCUCCUCUUGUUCCUCUUGUUACUGCUGGCACUUUUGGCGCUCUGCUGCUGGAAAUACUGCGCCUGCUGCAAAACCUGCUGCCAGAGCUGUCUUGCCCUGCUGCCUUGCUGCAGGAGAGGUCGUAUGGUUGGCUUCAAGGAAGAUGAGUAUUUGCUGCGCCAGUCUUUGCUCACCUCAGACCAUCUGGACACACCAAUGGUGAGGACAGGUCCACCCAAAGGAACCGAUGUGGUUCGCUGGAAGGUCACGGACAACGUACACCGACCACCCAAUCACCCCCAGGCUCUCAUAAAGCCCAACCCUAAAGAGAUCAUCCCGUUCCCAAUCUCCAUGCGGCUGAACAGGUUGUUCUCUGAGAAUCUGUCUCGCCCCGAAUCCAGAGAUGCAGAACAGCUCCGUAAGGAAGUGGCCGAUAAUCUAAAUGAGGUAUACAAGCAGAUUCCUGGUGCCCAGAAGGUGCAAAAAACCUCAUUCAGAAUGCAGAGAAAUGCUGGGAAAAGGCAGGACUACACCAUCAUGGACACCGUCUUAUCUGCCCCUCGCAGCAGCUACCCUGAUAUCGUCAAACUCACUGAGAAGAAUGUCCAGUCUGGAAACGUUCAUGAUCUCAAAGUGGUGCCGGGCUACUACACCGUGGCCACAGACAGAGAGGCUGCGGGAGCCAUAGAAUUCCAAGAAGGCGUAGAGUCAGUAGACGUUCACGUACCGCUCUUUGUCAAGGAUGAAGACGAUGACAAGAAGCAGCUACUGGUAGAAGCGACAGAUGUGCCACUGGGCAUUGCUGAGAUUGGAAAGCGUUUGGUCAACAUCACCAUCAUCAAAGAGCAUGCCACCAAUAUCUUCUCGUUCCUCCAACCGGCCUACACCUACAGCAGGGAGGACGGAGUGGCUAACAUCCCAAUAAGCAGAGAGAUCAUAGAAGAUGGACGCACACAGGUCACCUACCGCACACGGGACCUCACAGCCAAAGAUAAGAAGGACUAUGUGGCUGUGGAAGGAGACCUGAGCUAUGGUCCUGGUGAGACCCAGAAAAUAGUGCCUGUUCGUCUGCUGGAGCUGACUGAGAAAGAUGGCCUCCUGGAAGACAAACAAGUCAAGCAGUUUGUCAUGGAUCUCAGUAACCCACGACAGGGCGCCAAGCUUGGACGCUACCCAAGAACUACCGUCACCAUCGCAGACUCACCAGAGCCCAGUGUGAUGAUGUUCAAAAAGGGCACUCAGAACUACAGCACAUCUGAUCCAACCUACACCAUCCCUGUGAUUCGCACUCGCAACCCAGACAACCUCGCUAUAGCGAAAUGGCGCACCAAGAAGGCUAAGCGCUUUGACUUAUCUGGCCCUCUGAAGUUCAAUCCAGGAGAGACGGAGAAGAACAUAGUGAUUGACCCGAAGGCUCACCCAGGCCCAGUCCAGCCGGAGACCUUCCAACUGGAGCUGUUUGACCCAAGUAGCAACACUACUAUUGGAGAGAGGAAGACCACCAUUGUCAAUGUCACUGACGGAGUUUCCAGACUUCCAGAAACUGCCCCAAUGCAGCAGAAGGGUUACAUAAACCAGGCCACUUCCCCUGGCGGUCACCUUCCUCCCCCAUCAAACCUGAAGGCCAAAGCAACUGGACCCAGAAACAUCCGCCUCAACUGGGACCCACUUUCUGGUAGCCCCAUGGGUUACAAGGUGAAGUAUUGGAUCUAUGGCGACCCUGAGAAAGAUGCCCAGGUCUUAGAUGUGAAGACUCCUCAAGCUGAGUUGACCAACCUGUACCCCUAUUGUGACUAUGAGAUGCGAGUGUGCGGCUACAAUGCAAUUGGAGAUGGCUACGAUACAGACGUUGUUACCUGUCAAACACUGGAGGAUGUGCCUGGUGAACCUGGACGUCUGGCCUUUAACGUCAUCAGUCCAACUGUCACUCAGCUCAGCUGGGCAGAGCCUGCAGAGACCAACGGCAACAUUACGGCUUAUGAGGUCGUCUACACACCCAUCGAUGAUGACAUGAAGCCAGUGGGCGCUGCUAAGAAAGUAAAGAUUGACAACCCUAAGAAGCGAAUGCUGUUGAUUGAGAACCUCCAGAAUGCCCAGACCUACCAGUACAAGGUCCGUGCCAUGAACAGUGUAGGCUGGGGCCCCUACAGAGAUGCCACCAUCAACCUGGCAUCACAGCCUGCCAGACCUCUGUCCAUUCCCAUAAUUCCAGAUAUUCCUAUCGUGGAUGCAGAGGCAGGAGACGAGUACGACAGCUACCUGAUGUACAGCAAUGAGGUGCUGAAGUCCCCCGCAGGCUCCAAGACACCCAGUGUCUCUGGUGAUGAUUACACGAUGAACGGGAAGUGGGACCAGAACUUCCUUUUCCCAGGAGGAUCAACGACACGCAACUUGUCCGCAUCGUCCUCUCCUAUGUCCACUCUGAGCUCAAACUACAGAGGAGGAGCAGGAGGCUCCUUCACCACGGAAACAAGCACCACCUACUUGUCCGGACCAGGAGGUCUUCGUAGCCCUCACAUGAUGGGCGGAGGAGUGCACACAUCAGAGGUGAUCAUGAGGAAGCGCUCAGAGAGGGGUUACACAGACGAAAACAUCCGGGACUCUAUCGUCAUGGGAGACGUGUCAAGCAAGUUCCCAGAUCUAAGUGGGUUCGGCUACACUGGGAUGCAGAGCAGCUCUCAGAGCCAGUUCAGCUACAGCCUGUCUCAGGGUCCGAGGGCGAGGACUCAAUCUUCAGACGUCAAUGAAGCGUUAUAUAACCUGGACAGGGUGCUCCAGGAUGCUCGACUUUCCCCGGGUGUACCAGACACCCCCAGCAGACUGGUGUUUUCUGCUCUUGGUCCCACUGCCCUCAAAGUCAGCUGGCAGGAGCCCCACUGCGAGAAAGACAUCCUGGGCUACUCUGUUCUCUACCAGCUGCUCAAUGGAGGUGAGAUGAAGCGCAUUAAUGUGACGAACCCAGCAGAGAACUCUGUGAUCAUCCAGGACCUGCUGCCAAACCACUCCUACCUAUUUAAGGUGAAGGCUCAGAGCCAGGAGGGCUGGGGUCCAGAAAGAGAGGGAGUCAUCACCAUCGAGUCCGCUGUCGACCCCAAGAGUCCCCUCAGCCCCAUGCCAGGCUCACCCUUCACUCUGAGCACCCCCAGUGCCCCGGGCCCCCUGGUCUUCACUGCUCUGAGCCCUGAUUCCCUGCAGCUCAGCUGGGAGAAACCUCGUAAACCCAACGGAGACAUCCUGGGCUAUGUAGUCACCUGCGAACAGCUGCAUGGUGGAGGAGAGGUACGUUCCUUCCAGGUGAACGGGGACGUUGCUGAGACCAGUCUGACCGUCCCGAACCUGACUGAGAACGUUCCCUAUAAGUUUAAAGUUCAGGCUCGAACCACUCAGGGCUUUGGUCCUGAGAGGGAGGGCAUCAUCACCAUCGAGUCUCAGGAUGGAGGCGCUUUGGCUGGGUACAACAGCCAAUCAAUGACAAGGAGUGACGUUUUCCAUAUGCCAACAGAGGUCAGCACACGGACCAAUGUCUCCCACACCAUGCUCAACGACCCCUACUUCACAGAUGGGAUGAUGAUGACCACACAGCACACAGAGACCAGCGGCAUGGUGACCCGUCAAAUCACCAAGGAAGUGGUUCAGAGGAGCGUCAUGGGAGGAGCCACCGUCACAAAGAAGAUGUUUUAUGAAUCUUAAGAUCUUAUUUAAGUAAUAACCAAAGGUCCAAGAUGAUGAGGAAUCAUAUCUGAGAUUCUCUUUUAAAAAGAGUCGGCUUUCAGAGUACUCAUACACGAUCAGUGUGUGUUUUUAUACGUGUGUGUGAGAUUCUGCGACCAAAAAAAGGAAUGAAUAGAUGGAGAAGAGGCUGUUCUUUUAUGUCUGUUACAAACUCUGGCCACUUUUCCACAUUUUAACAUUGUCACUGUUGCCUCUUAUGUAUUUAAUGUCAGUUUCUUUCCACUAAGCAGAUGAUUUAGACUCCACUCCCUCUGUUGGUUCAGAUCUGGUAACACACAUUGGGGCUUUAAAUCAGGGCCGGCACUGGCCAGUAAUCUGACUGCGGCUCAGUAAUCCAAAGUGACCUUGUCUGUUUGUCUCCUGUCCUCCACCUGCCUUCACAAGAUAUUUUGUGUGUGUACGAGUUGUUUUGUUUCAGGUUAAAUACACCAAACUUUUUGAGAUUUAUGUUUUCUUAAAAGAGAUUGGCUUGAAAUAGCUGUGGAUGUUUUAUGACCAGUGAUCAAGAGUAUAAAAGUGGUGUAUUUGGGACUUUUUGUUCAUAGAUUUGUAUUAUAUUAAAGUGUUUUUCCAAGUAUAUUUAAUACUUUUUACAAUUUUUUUUAAAGCAGACUGACAUUAAAUUUGGAUGCCAAAUAUAGAGGUAUUUCUGCAAACACAAGUCGGCGCUUGUAUCGCUCAUUUAUAUGCACAUUUCCUACUGACGCAUGAUUUUACGACAGCUAAAAGACAAAAAAAAUCUAUCAGAUGUAACAUGUUUUUGCAUUUCUUAAGAUGUUUUUUACUCAAAAAUGUCCUUUUUCAUAUGCAUCCUUACUAUGCGAGGCCAUUGCAUUUUGUAUUUUGCGAACAAAUAUAUCUUGGUAUUUUAGAGAAACGGUACUUAAAGACGUUAAGAUUGUAUUUUCUGCGAUGCAAGUCCUACUGUAUUUUGGAUCCACUUUUUUUUUGAAAAUGCUUUGUAAGACACGUUAUGAGAGAUUCUUCUUAUCAGAAAAAAAAUUCUGUGGAUAAGUGGACGAAGCUUUUCACCAAAAACAUUCCAGGUUUAAGUAUUCAUGCGCUUUUGAUCAACAUGUAUCACUCACUUUCAAGCAGUUGAGCUUACAUUUUUGCGUUGUUUCUUUUUUAAAUCUAAAUUCUAUUGCACUUAAUAAAGAUUUUAAAUAAA
This is a messenger RNA of Plectropomus leopardus (leopard coralgrouper), 7438 nucleotides long. It is a transcript of the gene itgb4, whose product is annotated as integrin, beta 4. Gene Ontology annotation, molecular function: integrin binding. The record is from RefSeq and is a predicted model, not a curated record. Gene Ontology annotation, cellular component: focal adhesion; membrane; integrin complex. Lineage: Eukaryota; Metazoa; Chordata; Actinopteri; Perciformes; Serranidae. Gene Ontology annotation, biological process: cell adhesion mediated by integrin; cell migration; cell-cell adhesion.